GCUGUAUCAACUACCUCUUGCCCGAGGCGCGAAUAUCAAAGUAUUAGAACGUCCUUGGAUCCAGCCAAUGUCCGAGGCAAAAAUACCACUGCACAAACCAGAAACCGAUCAAACCAUGUGGGAGAAACUGCGUUCCCUCUUCAAGAAGAAACAUAGCGGGGAAGAACCUCCUCGCCGACCGAAAAAAAGACGGCCAUCGGACCCGUAUAGCGGCCUAAGUGAGGUGGCGGUCCCACCCCCGAUCCAGAACCGGGACGAGUCAGAGGUCUUCCUCCACCACACACUGGAAGAGAACCUCGAGCGAAGCUCUCGUGGCCAAGACAGUGAAGGUGAAGCUGCCAGUGGGGACAUUCUCGUCCGUCAUCACACUUUGGAUGAGAACAUCAGACUUGCCAGAAGCCUCUCUCUAGAGUUGCGACGGCAGUCGGAGGAGUUGAGGCGGCGUUCGAGCGAGUAUGAACGGAUCGCGAAUCAUCGGGAUAGCCACUCUCCCAGAAGCGUUCCUUCGCAUCAUCCGCCGAGAUAAGAUCAUCUGGCCGUAUAGCGGUAAAGUCGGUGAGCGCAGGAAUGGCGAAUUCAGGCCUUGGUGAUCUCAGUCGAUCAACUGAAACCAUGUGCUCUGCUGGCUGCUGAUACGGUUCGUCAUAUGCGGUCUGGGGGCAUGAUGAACAUGAUCUUCAAUGGCUUCAGAUCGGAAAUGAAGAUUUAUUCUGCGAAUGAUUCACACUGUGUUUUCAGAACCAAAAGAAACGACGUUACAUUAUCAUGACCUUGGAUUAUAGUUAUGCUCUACAUAACCUCUCCAGGACUUAAUAGGAUGGCGCUUGAGGAAUGUGUAUCGUGCUUUUGAAUCUCGCCUCUUUCCUACAUACUACAGCCUCAAGUCUUCCGCCGCC
This is a messenger RNA of Cladophialophora immunda, 896 nucleotides long. RefSeq lists its product as uncharacterized. The transcript has a single exon. The record is from RefSeq and is a predicted model, not a curated record. Lineage: Eukaryota; Fungi; Ascomycota; Eurotiomycetes; Chaetothyriales; Herpotrichiellaceae. Bases 68 to 526 code for a protein of 152 amino acids.